AUGUUAUGUUCCGCACGCAACGCCAGGUUCAAGCGAGUGGGCUCAACCCGCGCAGACGACCGAGGACCCGAGCACAACGACAACGGCAACGACGACGUCGACGACGACGACGACCAUGCUGUCGCGGCAGAGGCAAACAGAGAGGAGCCGCUGUGCACCUCCAGCCCCGCCCGGCACGAAGGGAGUGACGACCACCUCCAGCCCGUCGAUGACGGGCGGUCGACACACUCCCAACAUUCCAGCACAGCCAUGAGCGACACGCUCGACGCGCUCAACGUAACCGACACGCUCGACGCGCUCGACGUAAGUGACACGUUCGACGCGCUCGACGACAGCGAGUUGGUUUCGUCGGGCGAGUUGGUGGACGCCCUCCAAAGCGUCUACGGCCCCGAACCACCCUCCGACACAGAGGCGACUGACGCUCAUGGCCCUAAUGCGCUCACGCCCGCGCAAAGCGGGCACCAAGGAGGCCCAGCCUCACACCAACAUGGAGACCACGCCGCAGCGCGUGCGCCUCCCCACGGGGCCGUCGAGGCCCAACACCAACAGCCGACGGCGGCGAACACCACGGCGGCGUUGACCACGGCCGCGUCCGCUGCACACGAGCCAGCCCAGGCUGCUACUCCCGAACCCCGGACCCCUGCGGAUCCUGGUGGUGAGGAGCAGAGCGUCCCGGACACACCGCUAGCGGACGUGUUCGACCUUAGGCAAUGCUGCGACGACACCAACUGCUGGGUGAAAGACCACACCCCGUAUGCCCACGACGGAUCGUUCGCAGGGCCCUUGCCGAAGCUCCCCUGCCCCUUCGGCAACUGCAGCGUGCACUCGCACAACGCGGCAGAUGGCCACAAGAACCUCACCGCGCUCGCCACUCACAUACGUACGGCCCACCCAGAACAUGCCAUACCCGGCCUCGCGGCAGCCCUCGGGCUCGGCUUCUGCACGAAGUGCGCGUACGUGUGCUCUCCGCGGCACAAGUGCAAGCACGCGGAGGCAGUUCCGGAGGACCCGCCCGAAACCCACUACAAGCCGGAGUCGUGGUGGAACGCCAAGUUCGCUACUUUCGAGCAAGAUCUGGUGUCCAGGGUGGCCAACGUGGACGUGUAUCACGGCGUCAAGACGGCCGUCGACGUCAGAGUUCGCUCCCCGACAGAACGACGCGCAGUCCUGAUUGCGGACUCCCUGAUCGGACAGGCGUGUGCCUUCGCGGACGACCCCGACAACGACGACCAGUACACCUACCUGGACGCCGGCGUCUACCUCCUUCAACGCGUUUUCGCCCGCACGCCCCAGCACUUCCUCUCCCAGAACAUGACGCUGGCACGAAUGCGGAUGCUGGCCGCACGGGAGUGGGACGAGCUGGAGGAGAGUGUGACGCGGAAGCCCAGCGGACGCCCGGCCACGGGAGACCGGGCGAAAGCACGGGCGGCGGCGAAGCGGUUUCGAGCUGGGCAAAUGUCCAAAGGCCACUCGAUCCUCCGCGACACCGCCUCCGUCGCGGAGUGGAGCGACGACAUCAAGGAGCAGGUGAAGCAGAAGAUCAUCACGACAGGCAGCGCAGGCCUGCCCAGCAGGGGCGACGACAACAGCGGCGGCGACGCUGGCGGCGACGGGCCACUCGCCAGAACCACCAUCGACGAUCUCCCGGUAGAAAAGAUCACGGAUGCGCUGUACACGCUGGACAGGCAGGCGGCGGCGGGCGCCACCGGGCUCACGCCCGCGACCCUGGCGCAGCUGCACGAGCACGGAGCAUCCCUGCCGAAGCUGGUCAACGCGCUGUAUCAUGGCAAGUUUCGGAAGCGCAUGCCACUCCUCAUGGGUGGACGCGUGGUGCCGCUGACGAAGAGCAAUGGCGGCAUCCGACCUGUGGUCCCCAUGGACAGCAUCACCAAGCUCCUGGAGAAGACGGUCUUCAGCGCGCACAAGGCCGAGAUCGCCGACGCCCUAUGCCCGCACCAACUCGGCGUCGGCAUCCCCGCCGGCACAGAGUGCAUCGUGCAUGGCCUGCGUGAGUACCUGCGGGCCCACCGGGACCACGUGGCGCAGGCGCUCGACAUCUCCAACGCCUUCGGGGCGGUGACGCGACGCUCAAUCUACGACGCCAUCAGCCGCCGCUUCCCGAGCCUCGCACAUUGCUUCCUGGCGACGUACGGCCAGGCACCGGUCGUCGUCACACCGGGUGGCGACACCCUCCACAUGCGCGAUGGCAUCGCGCAGGGCGGUCCGCUCUCACCGGCGUAUUUUGCCCUCGCCACGAUCCACGCGCUGAAGGAAACCGACAAGGCCCACCCCACGGUCACCGUCGUCGCGUACCUUGAUGACACCUACAUCGUUGGCCCGCGCGAUGACGUCAAGGCGGCCGCGGAGCGGCUCGACACGGAGAUCCGCCGGACGGGGCUGAAGAUCAAUGAAGGCAAGACGGUCGUCAUCCCCUACGGCGACCAGACCGCGAAAUUCCUUCGGUACUGCAUUACGACCAAGUCCGGCUACUUCAUGCGCACGACCCGUCGGUCGAAGGAGUACUGCGAAGCGCUCGACGACAUUAUCGCGGAGCAGCUUCGGCGCAUGAUGGGCGCCUUCAAGCCCCUGUCAUCGCGGGCCCUGACGCGGGCACGACGACCCAUCAAACAAGGAGGCCUUGGGCUACGGAGGCAGACAAGCGUCGCCCCCGCCGCCUUCCUCGGCUCCGUCUGCAGCUUCAGCAAGAGCCCUCACCACCCUUUCCAAGCAUACACCACGCCGGGCGCCGAAUUGGAGGCGGAGAUAGCGCAAGCCAUCGCGGAUCUGCACCUCGGCGACGACGGCCCCCGUGACACGAGGGACGUUCUAAACCACGACGCUCGCAGCUUGCAGCAGUUCCUGACCCAGAUCAUGGACAGGAAGACGGGCUGGGACGAGAACCCACGCAACCGAGCCAUUCAACGAGGAGCCAGCCUGCACGGCGGCUACGAGUGGCUCCUGGCCCUGCCCAGCUGCAAGGACCUACGGAUGUCGGACAAGGUGUUUCGGUUUGCUCUGAGCCAGCGGAUUCGGACACCUUGCUCCGAGUCGCGUGCAUCAGGCAGCUGCUACUGCUGCGGGCGCGAGAUGAAGCUGGACCACGCAGAAGUCUGCGACUCCACAAGAACGGGCCGGCACGACUAUAUGCAGAACGCCAUCGCCCGGGCCUUCAUGCAGCUCAACCGCCGCGCGACACAAGAGCCCUCCGGCUUCCCAGGCGCAGGCGGCAAGCGCGGUGACAUCCUCAGCUUCGACAAGUCUGGCGAUUACACCGUGUUUGACCUCGUGGGCAUUGACGAUAUGCCCAAGGUUGCGUUUCAACCACCCCCUUGCUCCUAUGAAGUGCGAGAGGCCGACGGCCUGAGCCCACAGCUGUGGAUUGAGGAGACAUACAUGCGGCAGAACCCGAAGCGGCACUUCUCCCCGCAUAUCCCUUGCCACGUCAUCACAGACAUCCGCACGCGUAGAAGGUCGAGGCUAUGCGCCAUCUACCUCGAGCAGCCCGACAGUGAUCUCACCAUCGUGUUCAGCCACGGCAACGCGGUCGAUUUGGGGCAAAUGGCGGUGUUUCUGGCGCAGCUUGCGGCGCAGAUCAACUGCUCCAUCUUUGCAUACGACUACUCAGGCUAUGGCCUCAGCACAGGCUCACCCUCGGAGGCCAACUUGUAUCGGGAUAUUGAAGCGGUUGUGGACUGUAUCACGCAGAGAUUUGGUGUACCGCGCAGCUCCAUCUUGCUGUAUGGGCAGAGCAUCGGCACCGUGCCCACCGUCGACUAUGCCGCCCGCCACCCGGACCUUGCCGGCGUCGUCCUCCACUCCCCGCUCGCUUCAGGGCUGCGCGUGUUGAAGCCGACGUUGCAGCGGACGUACUGCUGCGAUCCGUUUCCGAGCAUCGAGAAGGUGCACCGCAUCAACAUGCCCGUCCUCAUCUUCCACGGCAAGAAGGACCAAGUCAUCCACUUCAGCCACGGGUAUGCACUGCAUGAGCGCUGUCCGGGCUCUGCAAAUCCCGUGUGGAUCGACAGUGCCGACCACAACGACAUUGAGAUGUAUCCGCAGUACAUUGACAACCUCGCCAUCUUCCUCGAUCAGAUCAGACACAGCUCCAGCGACUCUGUUGUCGUCUAG
Messenger RNA from Salpingoeca rosetta, 4128 nucleotides. RefSeq lists its product as uncharacterized. The record is from RefSeq and is a predicted model, not a curated record. The transcript has 9 exons. Bases 1 to 4128 code for a protein of 1375 amino acids. Lineage: Eukaryota; Choanoflagellata; Craspedida; Salpingoecidae.